AUGGGCCCUAUUGGUCAAUCCUGUACCGACUCUGGGUGCGUUCAAUGGGAAGAAACGGGCGACAAGAUAAUAUCUCAUAUAAAUGUAUCCUUUAACAAACGCGGAGUCACUUCAAUCCAGUUUGGAUAUGUCGAGAAUGGAUCUGUUGUCAUUUCUAAAACCUACGGUUCACCAUCACCUGUCUGUAGCAGGCGAAUUCUGAGGCUGAACCAUGAGACAGAGUUUGUGACUGGGAUUCACGGGGAGGUAUACAAUGGAGAAUUUGGUCUUAAGAAGAUGGAGUUUCAUUCAGGGAUACUUGAACGCCGUGAGUUUGGAGGUUUCUUCGGAACUUGUGACCAUGCUCAGUUGAAAUCUAUUGGUUUCUACGUGAGGCCUGUGAUCCCAAAUGCUAUGGCCAUCAAAGGGUAA
Messenger RNA from Raphanus sativus (radish), 411 nucleotides. Its product is annotated as jacalin-related lectin 24-like. The transcript is spliced from 3 exons. The record is from RefSeq and is a predicted model, not a curated record. NCBI's taxonomy places the organism in Eukaryota, Viridiplantae, Streptophyta, Magnoliopsida, Brassicales, Brassicaceae. The coding region runs from base 1 to 411 and encodes 136 amino acids.